This is a messenger RNA of Andrographis paniculata, 1476 nucleotides long. RefSeq names its product flap endonuclease 1. Gene Ontology annotation, molecular function: 5'-3' exonuclease activity; DNA binding; 5'-flap endonuclease activity. The transcript has 17 exons. NCBI's taxonomy places the organism in Eukaryota, Viridiplantae, Streptophyta, Magnoliopsida, Lamiales, Acanthaceae. The record is from RefSeq and is a predicted model, not a curated record. Bases 110 to 1258 code for a protein of 382 amino acids.
AGCGUGUGUGUGCUUGCCAAGAAAAAGGCGGGAGUGGCUUGAAACCCUGCGGCUUGCUCCAUUCGAACUGGAAGAACGAUUUGCAGCAGUUCUUUUUCUGCAAAUUUAAAUGGGUAUAAAGGGUUUAACGAAGCUAUUGGCUGACAAUGCGCCCAAAGCAAUGAAAGAGCAGAAAUUUGAGAGCUAUUUUGGCCGAAAGAUCGCAAUUGAUGCCAGUAUGAGCAUAUAUCAAUUCCUUAUUGUUGUUGGAAGAACCGGCACCGAAAUGCUUACAAAUGAAGCUGGUGAAGUGACUAGUCAUUUGCAAGGGAUGUUCACAAGGACUAUCAGGCUUUUGGAAGCAGGAAUCAAACCGGUAUAUGUUUUUGAUGGGAAGCCUCCUGAUCUGAAGAAACAAGAACUUGCAAAACGGUACUCGAAAAGAGCUGAUGCUACUGAGGACUUAAGUGAAGCUCUAGAGACUGGAAACAAGGAGGAUAUUGAAAAGUUUAGCAAGAGAACAGUAAAGGUUACAAAGCAACACAAUGAAGAGUGCAAGAAGCUUCUUAGACUUAUGGGAGUGCCAGUGAUUGAGGCACCUUGUGAAGCAGAGGCACAGUGUGCUGCACUUUGCAAAGCAGGAAAGGUUUAUGCUGUUGCAUCUGAGGACAUGGAUUCCCUAACAUUUGGAGCACCAAGGUUUCUGCGUCAUUUAAUGGAUCCUAGUUCAAAAAAGAUCCCAGUGAUGGAAUUUGAAGUCUCAAAGGUUCUGGAGGAAUUGGACCUUACAAUGGACCAAUUUAUAGAUCUUUGCAUUCUCUCUGGUUGUGAUUACUGUGACAGUAUUCGAGGCAUUGGAGGACUGACUGCUUUGAAGUUGAUUCGCCAACAUGGCUCUAUUGAGAACAUCAUAGAAAAUAUCAAUAAAGAAAGAUACCAAAUUCCUGAGGAUUGGCCAUAUCAAGAGGCUCGGAGGCUCUUUAAGGAACCGUCAGUUCUCAGUGACGAUGAUCAACUGGAGCUUAAAUGGUCUCCCCCAGAUGACGAAGGGUUGUUAAACUUCUUGGCAGCCGAGAAUGGGUUUAACAGUGACAGAAUAACAAAGGCAAUUGAAAAGAUCAAGGCAGCCAAGAACAAAUCCUCCCAGGGCCGGUUAGAAUCAUUUUUCAAACCCGUUGCAAAUACAGCAGCACCUCUUAAAAGAAAGGAGGCUAGCGAGAAGGCUGAGAAGGGACCGGCCAACAAGAAGAAAAAGGGCGGUGGAGGCCGGAAGAAGUAGUCACUUCUGGCUUCAGUCAGUCCUUACUAUUGCAGGUGAAGCUGAAGUUGAAGUUGAAAUUAAAGUUUGGUGUUUUUUUUUGUAGAAGUUGGUUCAGUUAGUGUGAUCUGUAAGUUUUACAUUUUUGUGAUCCUAUGCAACUCAUGCAAAUCCCUGGAUUUUUUCUAUUUUUACACUCUUUAUUUAUUUAUUAAAACAGAUUGUGCACAAUUUAUUUA